AUGUCGCGAUCCGGUCGUGAAAUACUGCACCGGUCGCUGACCGGGAAGAACACCAACCCUCUUCGCAAUGUCAUAUACGUAGACAAGGGACUAGUAGUUCUGAACAAGCCUAGUGGUCUUAUAUGUCAGACCAGUCACGCCCGUAAACAACCCGAUACAGCUGUGCGUGCAACCAACCCAUCCCUUGUGGUCGAACUCGGAAUGUCAACCCCUCCAUAUCCAGUACAUCGUCUCGACAAGCCUACUACCGGAGCCCUCAUCCUCGCGCGGACACCCCACAUGGCCCGGGACCUCUCCGCGCAGUUCCGUACGCGCACCGUUUCGAAGACGUACCUCGCCCUCGUCCGCGCCGGGGCACAGACUUUCCCAGCUAGCAAUGGAGAAAUCCGGACACCGCUGGACAACGUGGAUGGCAGGGUAUCUGUUGCUCACGAAGGAAGCGCUACUGGCAAGCCCGCUGCGACGGACUGGGAGCUCGUGGCUUCCGCGGAAAAGGCGCCGAUAUCUUUACUGCGGCUGAGGCUUCACACUGGGCUAAAACACCAGCUCCGAGUCCACCUCGCCCAAGUCCUCCAAGCUCCCAUCCUCGGCGAUACCAUACACUCGACAACGUCGCCCAUCAUCGACAUACCUUGCGACCGGCUAUUCCUCCACUCCUCCCACAUCUCCUUCUUUCGAUACCGCCCCGAAGGCCCGAGCAGGCGAUUCCGGUUCGGCGUGACCGCGCCGCUACCAAAAGAUUUUGCAGACAUAUGUCGAGUUCUGGGGAUAUCGCUGAAGAAAGAGGACAUCACUGGCGGCAUUUACAUCGACGGCCAGCAAGUUGAAAAUGGAGAAAUCCCUGACCUUCAAGGGCGUUGGUGGUCGCCUCCUUGA
Messenger RNA from Gloeophyllum trabeum ATCC 11539, 876 nucleotides. RefSeq names its product pseudouridine synthase. The record is from RefSeq and is a predicted model, not a curated record. Gene Ontology annotation, molecular function: pseudouridine synthase activity; RNA binding. The transcript has 6 exons. Gene Ontology annotation, biological process: pseudouridine synthesis. Bases 1 to 876 code for a protein of 291 amino acids. NCBI's taxonomy places the organism in Eukaryota, Fungi, Basidiomycota, Agaricomycetes, Gloeophyllales, Gloeophyllaceae.